GUAAAGAUAAAGCUUCUGAUGUAAAACGAACUAGGGCCUCUCUUACAGGUGCUCAAAAACAAGAAGUUUGCCAAAAAAAGUUGCAAAAACCAGCACCUAAAAAUAAAGAACUUGCUAAAGAGUUUGGCGUUUCAGAAGGAAUGAUAUUUGUAGGUAAAAAACGAUCUAAAGAGCGUGCUACUAUUGCAAUAUGUUGUAAUGCUACAGGAACUGAAAAAGCAAAAGCAAUUUUUAUUGAAAAAAGUCAAAAUCCGCGUGCCUUAAAAAAUAUUCCAAAAUCAACACUACCAGUGCAAUAUUAUUGGAAUAAAACAGCAUAUAUGCAA
This is a messenger RNA of Funneliformis mosseae, 326 nucleotides long. The record is from the annotation of a GenBank genome assembly. Lineage: Eukaryota; Fungi; Glomeromycota; Glomeromycetes; Glomerales; Glomeraceae.